Ochotona curzoniae (black-lipped pika) is the source of this 1454-nucleotide messenger RNA. It is a transcript of the gene MED9, whose product is annotated as mediator complex subunit 9. The transcript has 2 exons. Gene Ontology annotation, cellular component: mediator complex. Lineage: Eukaryota; Metazoa; Chordata; Mammalia; Lagomorpha; Ochotonidae. Gene Ontology annotation, biological process: regulation of transcription by RNA polymerase II. The coding region runs from base 1 to 444 and encodes 147 amino acids. Gene Ontology annotation, molecular function: transcription coregulator activity. The record is from RefSeq and is a predicted model, not a curated record.
AUGGCCUCCUCCGGCGUGGGCUCUGCGCGAGCGGCCGAGGACGCGCUGCCGCCGGCCGCCGAGCCGCCGCUGCCCGAGCCCAAGCCGCUGCCGCCUGCCCAGCCGCCGCCGCCUGUGGCCGCGCCCCAGCCGCCGCCGGCGCCCCAGCCGCGCCCGCAGUCCCCCGGCGGCAUGAAGGAGGAGGAGAAUUACUCCUUUUUGCCUUUGGUGCACAACAUCAUCAAAUGCAUGGACAAGGACAGCCCGGAUGUGCACCAGGACCUGAACGCCCUCAAAGCCAAGUUCCAGGAGAUGCGCAAGCUCAUCAGCGCCAUGCCAGGCACCCACCUGAGCCCUGAGCAGCAGCAGCAGCAGCUGCACAGCCUGCGGGAGCAAGUGAGGACCAAGAACGAGCUGCUGCACAAGUACAAGAGCCUCUGCAUGUUCGAGAUCCCCAAGGAGUAGCCGGGGACGCGCCACCUGCUGAGUCGGCCCCCCUCGCCCGGGUGCGCCCUGCUGAGUUGGGGCUCCUCUCUGCGGCCCCCCUCGCCCGCACCUGGUACACGUUGUUCUGGUUUCCAGCACUCUGCCAAGCAUUUGCAUAGCAUCCCCCGACACGUCGGGCCUGUACUCACAUGGCUUGGUUUAAUGUAAUUAAAAGAGGCUGUGGGAGAAUGAGAGGCCAGAGGGAGGCGUUCCCGUUUGCUCCCUUUCUGGUGUGAGCUGAGGAAGGGAACGGAACGGAAUAGAUCUGUGGGGGUGGCCGCCUGGAGCCCCGCAGGCCAACUGAGCCUGGGCCUCACCUGCCGCUGGCCUCUCGCUGCUCCUGUCCAUGCGGGACAAAGGGCCACAUCACUCCAAACCCACACAAGCUUCCGGGGCUGGAGAGGGCCGCAGGCCUCCCUCUUGUGGCUCUCGGGCCCACCCCAGGCCUCAGCACUGCCGGCCAUGAGCACUCAUCCAGCUGCACCCCUGGCACCCCGUCCUGUGGAGGAAGGGCAGGGUGCUGGGUCCCCAGCACUGCCAUCAGUACUGCUGGCCUUGACUUGCAGGGACCUGGCCAGCUCCAGGGCUUGGCAGGUGCCUACCAGCUGAUCUAGUUGGCAGACCUGCUAAGGAAGGCAUUUGUGACCCAGAGCGGCCAUGCCCACCUCCUGCUGUCAGAAGAUGCCUGGCCUGGGCUGUACGGGGUGCCUGGGGGGCACCGUGAGCUUUGGGGGCUGUGGACAAGAGAGCCGGCUCUGGGUCUGAGUUGGACCCUCUGUGCCUUGGGAGCUGUAAUCAAUUAUUACAGUUAUUUUCUUGAAACUUGCUGGUAGGUAGACUGGUUUUAAGGCUCUGAUCAGAGCCCGUGAAGCAUCGCGCCUUCCUGCCCACGCAGGAGGAGGGGUGGGGGGGUGCACUGGGAGCCUGCUCGGAGUUCUAAGCAGCAGGAUCUUAUUUUUUUCAAAGCGAAUUAAAAAGAACUUUCUCCA